Molecule: messenger RNA, 3260 nt
Organism: Meleagris gallopavo (turkey)
Lineage: Eukaryota; Metazoa; Chordata; Aves; Galliformes; Phasianidae
Source: RefSeq, a predicted model, not a curated record
GCAAUUUUUUUAAAAUCAGGUGCUCUGUGGAUGUGUAUAGUCUUAAAUCCCCACUGCAAGUUGGAGCAGAAGGCCAGUUGGCUAAAACAGCUGAAAAAAUGGAACAGUGUGGAUGUUUGUCCCUGGGAAGAUGGAAACCAUGGAAACGAGCUGCCCAAUUUAACCAAUGCUUUGCCUCAGGGUGCAAAUGCUAACCAAGAUUCAUCGAACAGGCCUCAUCGGACGGUGUUCACUCGAGCCAUUGAGGCGUGCGAUCUUCACUGGCAGGACAGCCACUUACAGCACAUCAUCAGCAGUGACCUAUACACCAACUACUGUUACCAUGACGACUCUGAAAACUCGCUCUUUGACUCUCACGGGUGGCCCCUCUGGCAUGAACAUGUUCCUACAGCCUGUGCAAGGGUGGAUGCAUUACGAUCUCAUGGAUACCCAAGAGAAGCACUGAGGCUAGCAAUAGCUAUUGUUAAUACACUAAGAAGGCAGCAGCAGAAACAACUGGAAGUGUUCCGGGCUCAGAAGAAAGAGCUUCUCCACAAAGGAGUAACCUCAAUAACAAAUCUGGAAGGCUGGGUGGGACAUCCUUUGGAUCCAAUUGGCACUCUCUUCAGUAGCCUGAUGGAAGCCUGCAGGGUGGAUGAUGAGAGCUUCCAUGGAUUCUCAGACAUUAUGGAGAACAUGGGGCAAUGCAAAUCUCUGGAGUACCAGCACCUGCCUGCACACAAGUUCUUGGAAGAAGGGGAAUCAUAUUUAACACUGGCUGUGGAAGUAGCAUUGAUAGGGCUGGGACAGCAACGAAUAAUGCCAGAUGGCUUGUAUGCACAAGAGAAGGUUUGUCGAAAUGAGGAGCAACUCAUUUCUAAGCUACAGGAAAUUGAAUUGGAUGAUACUCUGGUGAAGAUUCUUCGGAAACAAGCAGUCUUCCUAUUAGAAGCUGGACCAUAUAGUGGAUUAGGGGAAGUCAUUCAUCGAGAGAGCGUUCCAAUGCACACAUUUGCCAAGUAUCUCUUCACCUCUCUCCUACCUCAUGAUGCUGAAUUGGCAUACAAAACUGCACUGAGAGCCAUGCGGUAUGUAUUCACAAGUCACCUAGAAAGACCACAAGUAGCAGUUGGGAAAAGAGGGGAAAGCUUGGUAAGCAAGACCUCAGCAUUACUCCCUUUAAGGACAAAUUACUUUGGUUCUGUCAUCUGUCAAACCAAGUGAUGUCUGUAUCAAAUAUGGCAUAACAAUUUAUAAAUGUACAAUUAGUGUCUACCUCCAACUGUAAAACAGUGUUCUGUUGUAACUAUUUAUUUCAUUCUAGCAUCCCUGUUAGGAUGUGUGGUUUUAUGUUUAACAGUGGCAGUGUUAGCAUGUGUGUUCUCAUCCAGCUGUUUGUAUGUGGUGGUAGUGGUGUGCAGGAAGAGUCAUCUAAUGCUGUAUCAUUUCCUGCCUAGCCUCUAGCCUUAGAUUUGUAGAACUGUUAGUUCCAUCAGCUAUCUUUAUAAAUAAGGUGUCAAUGGUAGAUUUUUAAACCAUAUGGUAUUGUCUGAUACAGUACUUGUUUCAUAACUAGUUGGUCUUGCACACACUUCUGGGUGAACACUGGGAUUUAAAUGGAGUAUAUGUUAUAUGACAGCAAAAUAUGUGACUUGCAUCCCAUUUGUCUUCAGUAAUGGGGAGAAAGAUAUUUCUCAGGGAGCUCUCACUGUGUGUUGGCUUGAUCUCAGGGCAGGCCAGAUUGCUAACAGGGCUAAGAAGAGCCUUCUGAAGGAAAUUUCAAGGGUCUAAAUGAUUAGUAAUAAAUCUGUUGUCCUCCUACACUGCAGGGAAGAAGCUGGUCCCAUCUGGAUUGUCUGGUUGCUGUCAAUAACUUGUAUUAAAUGAUGAUUGCCAGUUGUGGCAAUUCUGUGACUGCUAGAAGCAAUCAAGUCUGUGUUUAAACGUGUGUUUGGUGUUCAUGAUCACUAUUAUCAAGAAUGAUUGCACAGUGAUUGUAGGAUGUGCUAUCCGCAUUAAUAGUAUUUAUCUUCAUCAGGCAGAUUGUGUUAAUGGUUUGGAUAUGUUUAUUUAUUCUGGAGUUUCUGCAGAAUGCUAGACAAGGAGAAAACAACUGUGUGGUCAAAGAACUAAACAGGAUAACUACUGUUGUGUUCAGGGACAUGGUUUAAUGAGAACUGUUGGUGAUAGGCAGACAGUUGGACUGGAUGAUCUUGUAGGUCUUUUCCAAUCCUGGAGAUUCUAUGAUUGUAUCAGAUUAGACCAAAAGUUUGUUUAGCCUAGAUUUGUUGUUUUUCAUUUGUUUUUGUCUUUAGGUAUAUCUGGCAAUGGGUAUUAGAGGAGGAGUCUCAGAAAUACAAAAUGGCCUUGCAUACUUGCUUGUAAUUAGAAAUUUAGGAACUGUAUUGACAAGACGAUGCAUCAUUAGUGAACUAUUGAGAACAUUCAAACAUGAUCAGAAAGCUGUCAUUUACAGCUUUUUACAUUUCUUUCUUAAGUGUAUCAGUAACACUGGUCAUAGCAGAUCGUCAAGAUAGUACAGUAGGCACAGUAAAAAGAAAAAAAGUCGAUUUUUGUAAAGUGGACUUUUGUCUUUAUAUUGGUUUCCAGUCUGUACGUUGGAGUGUUUCUCAGAGGUGAUUUGUGUGGGGUUUUCCUCCUUAAGCUAAACUUGAAAGGCUGGAAAAGAUACCUAUCAGCAGCUUUGCGUCGUGCACUGUACACUUCAGUGGAUGUCCACGCCAUUCCUCUUGAACAAGGACAUGUCACUUCUGAAAACUUCUCUGGAAGUUUCUUUUCUCAACAAAAGAAACAAGAAUAGUGCUGAAAGAUCCUAGAUCAGGAAAUCUUAAGCCAAUCCAGCCACUUUCCUGCCAUCUCAGCUGAAGUUAUUUGUCCAAAAAAAAAGCCAAAAAAAAAUCCAACAAAACAAACAAGCAAGCACACCAGUAUCAGAAUGAGCUGCCUGUUUGCUUCUAUCUGUUAAAAUUACAUGAGGCAUUAGUAUAAUUAGGUCAGUUCUCCAUCGUCCAUUUGGCAUUGCUUUAUAAGACAGAUAAGAAUUCAUCCCUAAACAAAAGUCAGUCUUUCUGCAUUUUGAUGUGGUACUUUUUAGAAUUAUGGACUCCUGUUUUGAACUGUGAUAAUGGCAGAUUCAGACACUUUCUGUUAGAUGUCUCUGCGUUCUUAAGCAGAGUUCCCAAAACUUCUAAAAAAUCUUCUUCAAGAAGAUUAUUUGCUCUUCCGAUUCUCACAAAAGUGUUAGUUCAUAGUACAAAUAA